Molecule: messenger RNA, 549 nt
Organism: Cyclocybe aegerita
Lineage: Eukaryota; Fungi; Basidiomycota; Agaricomycetes; Agaricales; Hemipholiotaceae
Source: the annotation of a GenBank genome assembly
AUGAUCACUGAAUCACAUCUACCACCUUCAUUCUGGAGUUACUGUCUUGCUGCUCAUGUUCAUGUCUGGAAUCGUCUUCCUACUGCGCCUUUGCCUCACACUACACCAUUUGAGGCCUGGCAUAAGAAGAAACCAGAUGACCAAUGCAAAUUGCUUCAGCCUCACAUGGAGAAAUGUGUCUUUCUUGGAUAUCCCUCUGGUUACAAGGGUUGGACAUUCUUCAAUCCUACCACCAAGAAGAUCAUUAUCUCUGAACGAGCUGAGUUUGAUGAGCGUUACUUUCCUGGCUUGUCUACUGGCCCAGUAGCUAAAGUAGAUCUCACUCCACCUGGACAGCUUCCCUUACCUCAGAUGGCCAAUCUUCCUGAUUUGCCUGAUGAACCUCCUGUUAUUAUUCCAUCUGGCUCUAGUCCUCCACCAUCUCAGCCACCAUCUCCUCAACCAUCUCCUCCUCCACCAUCUCCUCCAAAUUCUCCAUCACCUUCACCACCACAGUCAUCUUCACCUCCUCCUCCACCAGAGGCUCCUGAGCCACGUCACUCAACUUGA